AUGAAUGUUGGUUUCAAAUUAUGUUUUAUAGUCUGGGUUUAUGAAUAUAAUGGUGGUUCUGUAGUGGCAAUGAUGGGAAAAAACUGUGUCGCCAUCGCGACUGAUAAACGUCUCGGCGUGCAGUUAAUGACCGUCUCCACAGAAUUUCCAAAAAUUUUUCAAAUCACCGAUAAAACUUAUCUUGGAUUGGCUGGAUUAGCUACCGAUGUUCAAACUUUAUCUGAACUUUUUCGAUACAAGGUAAACAUGUACAAAUUACGCGAAGAACGUGAAAUGGAACCUCGUACCUUUGCCCGUAUGGUUGCCUCUACUUUAUACGAAAGACGAUUUGCGCCCUACUACAUAAGUCCAAUUAUCGCUGGCCUAGACAAAAAUAAUGCACCAUACAUCUGUGGCAUGGAUUUGAUUGGAUGUCUUACCACCACAGAUGAUUUCGUGGUUGCUGGCACAGCUGAGGGAAGUUUGUUAGGAAUGUGCGAAACUUUGUAUGAACCUGAUUUGGAACCCGAGGAUUUAUUUGAGACAAUCUCACAAGCAUUAAUUAAUGCUGUAGAUAGGAAUGCAGCCAGUGGUUGGGGUGCUUUAGUACAUGUCUUAACUCCAGAAAGAGUAAUCACACGCACACUUAAGACUCGUCAG
Messenger RNA from Ambispora leptoticha, 639 nucleotides. The record is from the annotation of a GenBank genome assembly. Lineage: Eukaryota; Fungi; Glomeromycota; Glomeromycetes; Archaeosporales; Ambisporaceae.